Messenger RNA from Cololabis saira (Pacific saury), 1112 nucleotides. RefSeq names its product zinc finger protein 248-like. Gene Ontology annotation, molecular function: RNA polymerase II cis-regulatory region sequence-specific DNA binding; DNA-binding transcription factor activity. The record is from RefSeq and is a predicted model, not a curated record. The coding region runs from base 201 to 881 and encodes 226 amino acids. The transcript has a single exon. NCBI's taxonomy places the organism in Eukaryota, Metazoa, Chordata, Actinopteri, Beloniformes, Belonidae. Gene Ontology annotation, biological process: regulation of transcription by RNA polymerase II.
AACCAGGGCAUCCACAGACUACAGAACUGGAGGUGGAUGUCUCAUUGGUCAAUGUCCCUGAUGUGAAAUUUGAAAAUGGUGAACCAGGACCAAACUGUGGCCAGCUGCUGUUGCACACUUCUCCUGAAGCUCAAAACAAUGAUGCGGAAGGGACUGAAAGUUUACGCUCAGACUCCAGUAAAACUGCAGAUCCGGAGCCAAUGAGACGACACGGUGACCACGAAGAUGCUGCUGUCCCGUCAGACAGCAACUGUAAAUCAAAGCUGACCAGGACCCACACGGGGAAAAAAGUAUUUUCUUUCAGCACUUGCAGGGAAGAUUUCAGUAAAAGUUGUAAUUUAAUGGAUCACAUGAAGAUCCACACUGGCGAAAGGCCGUACCUGUGCAACACCUGCGACAAAACCUUUACUACAUUAUCAAAUCUUAAACGGCACAUAUACACGCACACGGGCGAGAAGCCCUACAUCUGCAAUACAUGUGGAAAAAGUUACAGGCAACGUUCCCACCUGGUGGGUCACUCGAGGACCCACACCGGCGAAAAGCCGUACCUGUGCAACACCUGCGGAAAAUCGUUUGGACACUCAUCACUUCUUAAAAAUCACAUAUACACGCACACGGGCGAGAAGCCCUACAUCUGCAAAACAUGUGGAAAAAGUUACAGGCUACGUUCCACCCUGGUGGUUCACUCGAGGACCCACACGGGCGAAAGGCCGUACCUGUGCAACACCUGCGGAAAAACCUUUACUGAAUCAUCAGCCCUUAAACGGCACAUAACCACGCACACGGGCGAUAAUCUAUAUUUGUGCAAGACGUGCAACAAAGGUUUUAGCCGCAGAAUUGAUUUGCUGAGACACAUGAAAAAUCACCUGGAGGAGAAGUGAAUCGUGACAAAUGAAGCUCAUGUUGUCGUCCUCCGGGGGCAGCUGUCCACUCCUGUCUGACCCACAGAAGAAGAACCCGCAGAAGUCCAACCACCACCUCCUGUGGCUGAUGAUCCUAAUCCCCUCCCCACAAGGGUUGCAGGUUCAACCUGGAUUUAUGCUUCUCCGUCAACUUGACACAGAGGGAACGAUGUGGUUGUGUACUUUUUUUAAAGUUCUGCAUUGAGUUGU